GUUGUUAGGGGCAAGAGAGGCGAGCUAACUUGUUAGCGCCUAUCAUUAUAGUGUAAUAUUUAACAAACCAGCCCUCAGUAAAACACACGAAUGGUUAUUUUAACGAGUGAAUUGAUGUGGCUUGGAGAUAUUUUCUUUGAAUUUAAACGGUCGUCGUGGAUACGCCACUGUUUAAUUAAAAUACAAUUGAAAGCUCGAGCGGCACCCGUUGGACGCUAGCUGGUUAGCACGGGCUGUGUGUGGAAUUAGCUGUUGCUAUUCUGCAGGCCCAACACAUCACUGCUGUUGUUAGCUAGCUCCCGUACCGUAAGAGUGCUUUGAAGGCUUAUCUCAGUUACUUCGAAUCCGAAGUUCCUCCAAGUGGUGGAAAAAAAUGAGGAAGAAAAUGCGCUAUCAUCGUGUGGCCACCUCACAGAGGCCUCCAUCGCCCAUCAAACCCUCAAGGAAUCGUGAGACCCUAACCUAUGCUGAGGCUCAGCGCAUGGUAGAGUUAGAGAUAGAUGGACGUAUUCACAGAAUCAGCAUUUAUGAUAAAUUUGAUGUAAUAAACAGUGAUGAUCCUUUAGCUCAGGAGAUCAGCGAAUGCAACAGCAACAAGGAGAACACAGAGAAACCCCAGCAGGUGUUGGUGCGCUCUGUGCGCCUCAAAAACAAUCAACAGAAGAAGAGUGCUGCAGUGACUACAGCACAAGGAUCUCCAGCUCAGGGCAGGUUACCAGAGCCAAAAAUCAGAACGGUUGAGUACAAUCUCCCAGCUGUGCCACGAAGACCCUCUACGUAUUACACUUAUGUAGAAAAGACAUUGGAUGAGCUGGAUGAAGAGGUGGAGUAUGAUAUGGAUGAGGAAGAUUACGCUUGGCUGGAACUGAUAAAUGAGAAGAGGAAGAGUGAGGGCUACAGCCAGGUAUCCCAGAAUGUAUUUGAGUUCCUAAUGGAUCGCUUUGAAAAGGAGUCUUUCUUCGAGAGCCAGGGUCAGGGAGAUCCACAGUCCCUCAUUGAUGAAGAUGCUGUGUGCUGCAUCUGUAUGGAUGGUGAAUGUCAGAACAGUAAUGCUAUUCUGUUUUGUGACAUAUGCAACCUUGCAGUGCAUCAGGAGUGUUAUGGGGUUCCCCACAUCCCAGAGGGCCAGUGGCUGUGCCGCCACUGUUUACAAUCUCCUUCCCAGCCUGCAGAGUGUAUUUUUUGCCCCAAUAAAGGGGGGGCACUUAAGAGGACAGAUGAUGACCGCUGGGGCCAUGUAGUAUGUGCCAUUUGGGUUCCUGAGGUGGGCUUCACUAACACAGUCUUCAUUGAGCCCAUUGAUGGUGUUGCUAACAUUCCACCUGCUCGUUGGAAACUGACCUGCUACCUCUGUAAAGCAAGAGGAGUUGGUGCCUGCAUUCAGUGUAGCAAAGCUAAUUGUUAUACUGCCUUUCAUGUGAGCUGCGCUCAGAAAGCGGGCCUGUACAUGAAGAUGGAGCCCAUCAAAGAGGUCACGGAUACCGGAUCCACCACAUUUUCAGUGAAAAAGACAGCCUAUUGUUGUUCACAUACUCCUAGUGGCUGUGUCAGAAGGCCACUUGCUAUCUAUGAAGAGCCUCAACCCAAAAACAGUCUUUGUCAGAAGAGCAAUCACAAAGGUGGAACGGCCAGAGUAAAGGCCUGCCAGAAGAAGAAGUGUAAAAAAGUAGAGGCAGAGCCAGUUCCAGUGGUUCCAGCUGUGUCUGUGCCUAGUAUAACACCUAAAAGCUUUAACACUAUCCUCAACCAAGUCUCUGUCCAGAGGAAAAGGCUGUUUGUGGAGCGUGUUCUCAGUUACUGGAUGCUCAAGAGGCAGUCCAGAAAUGGUGUGCCUCUUAUCCGACGUUUGCAGACUACCAUACAGACUCAAAAACCCCCACAACUGGAACGAAGUGAGGAGGACUGCAGGGUGAUGAAGGAGCAGCUGAAGGACUUGCAUCGCUUGCGUCAUGACCUGGAGCACACGCGCUUGUUACUGGAGCUCAUUCGCAAGAGAGAGAAGCUGAAGAGAGAGAAGAUGAAACUUCAGCAGUCAGUGCUAGAGAUGCAGCUCACUCCAUUUACCAUAUUGCUGCGAGGUGUGCUGGACGUUCUGCAGGAGAAAGACCAAGCCCGGGUGUUUACCCAGCCAGUGAACAUCAAGGAGGUUCCAGACUAUCUUGAUCAUAUCAAGCACCCAAUGGACUUUUCUACUAUGAGGAAACGCAUUGAUGCCCAUGGAUACAAGAGCCUGGAUGAGUUUGAGGAUGACUUUAAUCUCAUCGUCAGUAACUGCAUGAAGUACAAUGCUAAGGAUACCUUCUUCUACCGCGCUGCAGUGCGCCUCCGAGACCAUGGAGGAGCCAUUCUCAGGAAGACCCGGCGAGAUGUGGAGAGGAUAGGCUUUGAUUUCCUCAGUGGGAUGCAUCUUUCUGAGCCACCUAAAAUGCAGGCCCCUCCAAUGCUGACAUGGGAAGAUGUGGACCGACUGCUAAAUCCAGCUAAUCGAGAGAACAUGUCUUUGGAAGAGCAGCUCAGUGAACUUUUAGAGACACUGGAUUUAACCAUUGCUAUGAAAUCAAGUCCAUCGCGGAGCAAGCGCCUCAAGCUGCUCAAGAAAACAAUCACUGAUGUCCGACUUGAAAUGGGUCAGAAGACAAGUUGUCCCCCCCCAGAACAGAGCCAACCUCAGGAUGAAGAUGCACCACUCCCUAUUCCAAUGUGUGUCGAAGACGAAGUUGACAAGUCAUUACCUCCCAAACUGGAACCUUCAGUUUCUGUUCCACUUAUUACAAAUUCUGACAGCCUAUCAGAACCUCCUGCUCUGAAGCCUAUUGAGCUCAGUCCUGAGAAGUGCCCAAAAAAGAUCACAUUUGACAGCAAGAUGCUCUCUACCUCACUACUAAAUGGACUCUCCCCGGACACGCAGACCUCUGAGAACAAUGUCGUGGUAGCUACAUCCACGCUCUCAGACCCAGCAGGCACUGUCAACAGACGGACUGCUGUGCUCUUCCGGAAGUCUAAGAGCGUUAGCCCACAGAAGCAAGCAAAGACAGGGCAAACUUCAACGGACUGCCCUCAGCUGGGCACCAAGACAUUCCUGUCUGUGGUCAUCCCUCGUCUGGAGACCUUGCUUCAGCACAGGAAAAGGUCCCACAGCGGAGACAGCCAGGGUGGAGAUGAAGGAUGCCCAGUCAAACGUUUUGAUCCUGGGCUCUCUAAUGGUUUUGUAGUGGAGCAACAGAAAGAGCUGGGGAACAGAAUUCUAGAGCCUCGAAGGCGCUGUGCCUCAGAGUCCAGCAUUUCCUCUAGUGGAAGCACCAGUGUGCUAAGGAACACAAGCUUUCCUCUUGGCAUGCUUAGCAUCAUCAGUCACCCCAAGAGUGGGAAAGGGAAGCAGGCAAUAGCACGACGAAACACGACGGAUGACAAAAAUGAACUGAUCGCAUGCAUGGAAUCGGGGAACAUUUCCAAAGCAAGCAAGUUGGCAGCUGAGCUUGACAACAGCAAUAUAUGGAUGCCCCCUAAUACUACCACACUAACUCUGGAACCCUUUAAACUAGUCUGGGCAAAACUUAGUGGAUAUCCCUCCUACCCUGCCUUGAUCAUAGACCCGCAGAUGCCCAGAACGGGUUGCCAUCACAACGGCGUGUUCAUUCCCACCCCUCCACGGGACGUGCUCAGGGUCGGAGAGCUGAUGCAGUGCAGGUCAGAGGAGAAACUCUACCUCGUCCGCUUCUUCGACAACAAACACAACUGGCAAUGGCUUCCUAAGUCCAAAAUGGUACCUUUUGGGAUUGAUAAGACUUUAGAUAAAAUUAAAAUGUUGGAGGGUCGCACUUCGAGCAUUCGCAAAGCUGUACAAAGCGCCUUCAACCGUGCCACGAACCACUUGAGCCUGGUCCAGGACUUCAGUGAUGGGGACUAAAGCUCACGAAAUGGAUCUCUGUGGGUCAUCUGUCCCAUGUUUACCUGUUGUUACACUUGCAUAUCUUGCUGGCCAUGUUUACGGGGAACAUGAGUGGGCCCUUUCUCUCUGGCCUUCCAUCAGGAGCAUGCUGAGCUCCUCAGAUAAUGAACAUAAGAGGACCUUCACCCUCCACUAAUGUGCUGUAAGACUGCUGUGAACUAUCACUGCCAUCACAACCCUCCUGUUCACUCCUACUGUCACCAUCAUAAUUCACAAAAGCCACGUAUCCAACCUUGCCUGUAAAUACUCGACCAUUGUAAGUUAUCCAACACUAAUUUAUUUUAAAUGUUUUUUUUUGUUUUGUUUUUUUUUGUUUUUUUGGGUUGGUACCGCACAUGACCUCACGGAAGAUUUAUACUCCAAGGUGAAUUUUCAAACUCGCACUGAAGUGCGGACCCCACUGGUGCUACAUUACGAGCAAAGCCUCAAGAUCCCCUUCACAAGGACAUAGAUGAGGCUUUUGCACUUACUGUAUCAGACUAAGAUUCUUUUUAGAAGUUAAGUUAUUGAACUUUACCAAUGCAAGCUUCUCCUCCUUGGCAUUAACAUUUUAUCUACUUUUUUAUAUAAUGAAAAAUAUUCUUAUGGGACACAACUGCGUUCUCUUUGUACAUAUUUAUAUAAAGCUAUGAAAUUCUAUACUGUAUAUGUAAUACUUGGAGUUAAAAAAUCUUUGGAAAGAUGAAAAAAGUAGCGAUGAAAAACCAGAAGUGCAUCACUCAUGCAAAACCAAAAAUUUUGCUGCCCAGAUUUUUUUCAUUUCAUACUGUGUGUUUGGGUGGGUGGGUGUGUGGGUGUGCGUGUGUGGGUGUUUACAAGAGAUAGUUGAGAGAUUUUCCAACUUGGUGCAUUUGUUUUACUGUAUUAUUGGGACCUCUAUUUUAGAUUUUAAAAUGUGCCUGUGCAAAUGAAUUGUAUUAGAGCAAAAGAGUAUGCAAAACUUUAUAUUCCAUUGGUGAAAGCUGUGGUUUUCCGUUGUUGCUGUGUGUUUGUGUGUUUUAAUCAUAGACAUCUCUUAUGACAGUUGAACUUUUGUCUUUUUUCCGUAAAGGAUUUUGGGUUUCAAAAGACAUUCCUUUGAACACUUUAUUUUGUAUGAAAGUCGUACUUUUA
Messenger RNA from Electrophorus electricus (electric eel), 5062 nucleotides. Lineage: Eukaryota; Metazoa; Chordata; Actinopteri; Gymnotiformes; Gymnotidae. The record is from RefSeq and is a predicted model, not a curated record.